AUGUCUGCAGAAUCAAAACACCCAGGAGAACUCUCUCUGGCCAAACUCCUAGCCACACUCUCCACGAAACUACACCCGACAACCUAUGUAUUUGCCGUCAUCAAGGACGAAUCCAAGCUGCCGCCCUUCUCCGAGGUGGAUAUGCUAUUCCGCGAAGCCGACUCAGAAGGCAUUACCGUUAUCGCGUCUCGCGAAUAUGCAGAGGCCCAUGGCAUAGAAUACUUCUUCCCCUGUAGGAAAAUUACGCUCGAUGUCACAUCUAGCCUCGAAGCAGUUGGGUUUAUUGCCGUUGUGGCUACGAGACUUGCUGCGAGUAAUAUGGGAGUGAAUCCUAUAAGUGGCUUCUACCACGAUCACCUCUACGUGCCCGAUGGAAGAGAGGAGGAUGCGGUUAGGAUUAUUGCAGAGUUGGCUGAAGAGAAGAAAGGGGAAACUGGAAUUAAUUAG
Molecule: messenger RNA, 447 nt
Organism: Clonostachys byssicola
Lineage: Eukaryota; Fungi; Ascomycota; Sordariomycetes; Hypocreales; Bionectriaceae
Source: the annotation of a GenBank genome assembly